UCCAAAAGAAAAACAAUAAGAACAAGUUUCAGCGAAGUUCAAAGCAAAGAAGUAAGAAGAAAUGGCAAAGAACCUCAUCAACUCCAUCAACUUCACUGUUCUCUUGGUUGUUCUUCUGAUGGCUUCAACUGGAAUCCUUAAGAGCAACGCUCAAUCAUGUGGUGCGGGUGGAUGUACUACGGCCGCUUCACGUGUGUUCCUCGGAGAGUGCCCGAGUGCUCACGGAACCACAAAUGCUAAUUGUUGUACUUGUUGCAUUGGCUUAUUCGGUUCUCCUCCAGUUUGCUGGGCGGUUAUUGAGGGAACUGACCUUCACUGCCACUGCUACAAAAAGGCUUGAAAUAACCUCAUCAUCAUAUAAGUACCAAGUGUGACUUUUGUUUCCAUUCUGUGUGAGGACAUGACAUUGGUGUGUGUUUAUGUUCAAGUUUCUUUUGCUUUAAAAUAAAACAUUAAGGGCAAAGCUUAUCAUUGCUUGCUCUCAAAUGCCAUCUCAUGUUC
This is a messenger RNA of Capsella rubella, 501 nucleotides long. RefSeq names its product defensin-like protein 206. NCBI's taxonomy places the organism in Eukaryota, Viridiplantae, Streptophyta, Magnoliopsida, Brassicales, Brassicaceae. The coding region runs from base 62 to 340 and encodes 92 amino acids. The record is from RefSeq and is a predicted model, not a curated record. The transcript is spliced from 2 exons.